Condylostylus longicornis is the source of this 864-nucleotide messenger RNA. Its product is annotated as GATA zinc finger domain-containing protein 14-like. The record is from RefSeq and is a predicted model, not a curated record. Bases 1 to 864 code for a protein of 287 amino acids. The transcript is spliced from 4 exons. NCBI's taxonomy places the organism in Eukaryota, Metazoa, Arthropoda, Insecta, Diptera, Dolichopodidae.
AUGCAAACCAAUUAUUUAUCAUCAAUGGCAGCAACAUCAUCAACAACACCAAGUACUUCAAUACUUAAUCAAAAUAAUCAACUUGUAAAUCUAACAAAUUCAAUAACAUCAUCACCAUCACUACAUAAUCUUCAUCAUUCUUCACAUUUACAACAACAACAUCAUGAAACUGUAUCAACAACAACAUCAACUUCAACAUCAACAUUGGGUCUAGAACCAUCAAUUAAUAUUAUACCAAUAAAUACUCCAUUACCAUCGGUAUCAACUAUACAACCAAAUAAUAAUGCCAAUACUUUAAUAUUAAGUGCUGUUAACACUACACCAAAUACAUCACCGAAUACAGGAUAUUUCCAAAAUCAUUCAAAUCAUAGAACAACAACAAGUAUCAAUAAUAGUAAUGGAAGAAUAAUAACAUUAACAACUAAUGACAAUAAUAGUUGUGAAAUAGUUCCUUUAAUUGUCCAUCAACAUGAUGAUCAAAAUAAUCGUCAUUCAUCAACAUCAGUAUUGGAAAAUAAUUUAAUGUCAUCACCAACACAUUCUACGCAAUCGACAUCAAGAAAUUCAACAACAUGCAAUUCAAAUAAUAAUAUAAAAAUAUUAGAAUUAGAUAAUGAUACUCUUUCAUCAAUAUUGAUACGUCGAGCUACAAUAGAGCAUUUUCAAUUACAACAACAAGAUAAUCAUCAAAAUCAGCAACAACAACAACAUCAAUUUACAACAAUGCAAUCAUUAAAUGAUAAUAAUAACAAUAAUGCAAAUAGUAAUAAUCAACAACAACAUAAUGUUAAUCAACAAAUAACUGUUGAUAAAAAUUGUGCUAAUUCAAAUAAUAAUAGUAAUAAUAAUAUUCCUCUACAAUAA